GUUCCUCCACAACUCCAGUCGCAGUAUUCCUCGGAAUCUUCCUCCUCCGAUCCCCUCUCUUCUCUUCUUCCUCCACCCUCCCCGCCCUCCACCUGUUCGACCAAAUCACCCACCCUUUCUCUCCCGCGCUACAUAUACCAUCGCGCCAUUUCACCGCUCUCUAGCUCUCGCCAUCCAUCACCCAGUCACCGCGUCCGCGUCACGAUGCUCAAGGCGCUCAACCCCACGCCGAUCCGGCUCCGCCCGGCCUGCCGCACCCCCUCGCCGGGGUGCGCGCGCGCGGCGCGGCGCCGGGCCACGGGAUGCACGCGCAACAGGGCGAUCCCGCAGCAGCCGCCCGUGCGCCGGCCCUCUGGGGACCGGUGCGUGCCGUGGCGCGGCGCGGGCCCCGCGGGCCCCGCUGCGGCGCCGGCUUCCCCUGUCGCCGCUCCGGCGCCUGGGGCUGGCGCGGGCGCGGGGGCGAGGGGCGAGCUGGAGGCGUUCUUGGAGGUGGUGCCGGCGAGGAUGCGGCGGGACCUGGCGAUGCACCCGGAGGUGCGGGAGCUGGUCGAGGUCGUCAUGGACCUCGGGCGCCGCCCGCUCGCGCGCUUCCCGUCCGGUGACUGGGUGAUCUCCGACCAGCCUGUCACCGCCGAUGACCUCCGCCAGGCCGUCUCCAAGGUAGGCAAUUUCUCCGAGGACAAUCGAUCCGGGAUCAACCACUCGUUGCACAGGAUCAGUGCCAUCCGAAACCGGAAGGCUCACAUAAUUGGUCUCACCUGCCGUGUCGGACGAGCUAUAUCUGGUAGUGCAGAGAUGAUCCGUGAUUUGGUCGUGGGAGGCGGCUCUAUUUUGGUGAUUGGACCUCCUGGAGUAGGGAAGACUACUCUGAUCAGGGAAAUAGCUAGAAUCUUGGCAGAUGAAGGUAAGAAACGUGUGAUCAUUGUGGACACAUCCAAUGAAAUAGGAGGUGAUGGGGAUGUACCUCAUUCUGGCAUUGGGCGUUCUAGGAGAAUGCAAGUUCCGAAAGUUACGAUGCAGCAUAACGUAAUGAUUGAGGCUGUUGAGAAUCACAUGCCGGAAGUUAUUGUGAUCGAUGAGAUUGGUACAGAGCUUGAAGCAUUGGCAGCAAGCACCAUUGCUCAAAGAGGCGUUCAACUUGUUGGAACUGCUCAUGGGGUGACAAUUGAGAGCAUAAUAAAAAACCCUUGCUUGCAAAUGCUUGUUGGUGGGAUCGAGAGUGUGACUCUUGGAGAUGAAGAGGCAAAGAAGCGGAAAGUUCAGAAAACAAUUCUUGAGAGAAAAGGGCCCCCAACAUUUUCAUGUGCUGUUGAGAUGGUAUCUAAGACUGAAUGUCGAGUGCACCACAAGUUAGAAACCACAGUUGAUGCUAUUCUUGCAGGGAAGCCUCCUAAGUUUGAAGCUCGCGUGAUGGACAGCAAGGCCACCGAGCCAGGAGCAUCUUUUGUGAUACCUGAGAUGGAAUAUGAAAUGGAACCCUUGCCCUCAUGUCAGGAACAUCUAGUCACCAGGACAAUCACAUCUGAAGAUCAAUUCGUUGAUGAUUUUGGUUCCACCAGGCAAACAAAAAGCAAGAGUGUUCCAUCAGACGACUAUUUGGAUGGUCAUUCUGGUUAUACGAAGAAAACAAAAGGCAAAACAUAUGCGGCUGAAAGGCCUCCAGUUCGUGUUUACACAUACCAGGUUUCAGAAUCUGAUGUCUUGCAAGUAGCAAGUGUGAUGGGUUUUGAUGACGAAUUAGAAAUAACAGAUGACAUUGGAGCUGCCAAUGUGAUUCUUGCAUCAAGUUCUGAAAUGAAGCAGAAUCCUUGGAUCCGUAAUGUUGCCAAAUACCACAAGCUUCCCAUUUUCGUCGUUAAGACAAACACAAUGGCUCAGAUAGUAAAGGCUGUCAAAAUGAUUGUUGGAAGAGAUAAACUUAAUGCACCAUCACGCAAGCAACCUAAGGUUUUGGAGGGAGAGAUAGAGAUUGAUGAUGAUGCUCCAAAACGGAAGCCAUCAUUGGAGGAAAUUGAUGCGUUGGAGGAGGCCCGGUUGGCAAUUGAAUACAUUGUAAUUCCAGGAGGUGAGCCAGUCGAACUCCUCCCAAGGUGUUCAGAAAUAGUUGCUCGUCAGCUAGAGCUUGUUGAGAGCUACCAGCUACUAGCCGAAACCUUUGGAACCGACCCCAAUUCAAGGUUGCAGAUUCUUCCUGUGAAAAUAACCAAGAAGAGUUCAAGCCAGGGCGCUCAAGGACAGACAUCCACCAAUAAAAGUGCGUCGGAUCUGAUCGUCAACGAAAAUGGUGGGGGCUUCAGCUUCUCACGGCUGCCCUUUCUGCCGAAGUGACACCCUAGAUUGAUACAUUGAUCACAACCAGAAUGUACAUCAUUCUUCUCUCUUCUUCUUGGUAUUGUUGUACAGAGCUGUGCACGGUGGUGUAAAUAGUGUUGAAUGUCCAAGAAUCGAAAGAGCAAAGCUAAUUGUAAUCGCCUUCCAUUCUUUUACUGAAAUAAAGUCUCUCACAUUGCGUCUUGAACUUCUUGUCAGGCUCAGGCUACAAUCCUGUAAUCUUGAAUAAUUCUGUGUACCUAAGCUUGAACCCUAAAAGGCUAAAUUCAUGUGUGCA
Molecule: messenger RNA, 2608 nt
Organism: Brachypodium distachyon (stiff brome)
Lineage: Eukaryota; Viridiplantae; Streptophyta; Magnoliopsida; Poales; Poaceae
Exons: 9
Coding region: 205-2328 (707 amino acids)
Molecular function (GO): ATP hydrolysis activity
Source: RefSeq, a predicted model, not a curated record